AAGCUAGAAACUUUUCUAUAAUACUUAUAACAGAAAUUACAUUGAAUAUAACAGAAUAUUAAUUACAUUUUAGACAUUCCUCUUACUAGAAGUUUUCAAAAUACAAACCUCAAUGUUUGUUUAUGCCUCUGAGUAAUUUAAUUUGAUCGCCCAAAUUAACUUGUGCAUAAUGGCAUCAAUAAAAGAGUUCACGAAGGAGUGCUGGACUGAGGUAUACAACCGUAUAAUUGGUGCUGUGGUGUUUCUUGACGAUCCGUCAGCAGAAUGUUUACAUUGGGAUGGUGGUUUGUUCAAUCUUCUGUCUGGCGGAGCUGUUGCCGUGAAGAGUUUGUCUCCUUUUGAAAGCUCAACAAGCAAUCAUCGCAAAGCAGUCUUUAUAACACAAGCAACUAGCACCCAGCUAAGAACAAUUAAUGAUAUAAUAAAGAACAGUGAUUUUACCCACUGUAUUCUAAUUUCAACGGUUAGCCUGGAUGUAGUUUAUUUGGAGCUAAAUGAUGGGAAGGAUGUAACGGAUGUUAUAUCUUCUGGGAGAGCACCAGCUGAAGCUACAAAGCAAUUGGAAUCCAUGCUUAUUGAAUGGAUUGGAAAAAAGCAAUGUGCUGUGGAAGUAAUACAUGUUCCACUGUUCACAAUAUCACCCACAAAUGUGAUAUUUCUCACACCACCUUAUCACAAAUUAUAUCCAGUGUUUGAUGGAAAACUGACUUCAGAGACAGCACCUACGGAUUUAUACUCAUUGUCUACGGAAGAGAGGUCAUCAGUGAGGAGGCUAGCGAGUUGCUUAAACAGCAUGUUAGCUAUGAUGAAUUUGAAAGAAGAUAUUUACUACAUGGGGCAGUUCAGUGGACUAGUUGCAGGAGUGCUAGAGAAUUCACCAGUUUCUAUAAACAGAAGAAAGUCCUGCUCCAACCCCACAUCGCUCAUCAUAGUUGACAGAACUCUUGACUUGUGCGCUGUGACCACACACACUAUGGAGUCCAUUCUUGACAAAGUGAUGGCGGCGCUACCGAGGUUCCCCGGUCAUUCCAACGAGGUAGCUGUCAAUAUGUCGCCACUCUGUGAAGCUAAUGUCUACACAAAUCUUGAUGAUGUACUAAGUCCAGGAUGCUUGUUCCAUGCUAACGAUGACUCCUGUCUACAAACCUUUGACAACAUGAUCAACAAGUCACAAAAAGAGGUUAUGUUUGAUCUGUACAACAAGUUGUCUAAAAUUGAUGUACAGAAAUCACCCGGGCCAAAGACAUUGUUGAAAGUUACUCCAUUGAGCUUGGAGAAAAUUGUAUCUGCUUCUAAAGGUAACUAUGACAUAAUCGAGAAGCACUUAGGCAUACUGCAGCAGGCUUUAGGUGUGGUGGAGACCCUGAAGUCUCCGAAACGAGUGCUACAGGAGCUGCUGAUGAGCAUAGAGAAACAAGUCGUACAGAGUCUCGCGGCUAGCGGUGACUCCACUAGUGUUCUACAUCAGAUAACACAUCUAAUAAAAACAAGGAAGGAAAAGAACCUAGCACUUGAAAAUCUGUUAGCGUUACUAGUACAUGUCUACUCAUUGACUGGCACUGAAGUAGUGUUCACUAAAGAACAUGAGGACAGUUUACAAGACGCGCUAGCGGUGGCCAUAUUUGAGGACAACAAGACCAUGUUCCCAAAUGACUCCGGGUACAUUGUUACUCCUGAGGAGUGUGAUGAGAUAUCUAAAAGAGUUAUGGAAAGGCUGAGGGAUGUGUCACAGAUGAGAAAGAUAUUGCACAAAUACAGCUCGGUGAUGAAACCGUGCGAGAGUGGCGUGGGUCACGAGUAUAAAGGUGUGCUGCAGCAGUUGACCGAGGACGUGGUGGACAGCACCCGGCCAGACCUGACCGACCUGAGAUGCCGGAACGAGGGGAUCAAAGACUUACUGCGGAGUGGGCUUAACAUUCUAACGAGCAAGAAGAAAAACACGAAGCGACCGCUGGACAACCAAACUAUAAUAUUAUUUGUCGUCGGAGGCAUCACCGCUGAGGAGUGCAAGAGGAUCCAUCGUACAGUCAUAACCAGUGGCAUAGACAACGUGGUCAUGAUCGGCUCGACUAAGUUUGUUUCGCCGGUUGAAGCUAUGAAGGACGUACUCAAUUUAUAGCGGUGUCGACAAAAGUCACUAAAUAAGUGAAGAGAAACAUAAAAUUACAAUUAGUAUCAUGUAUGUCUCUAUCUUAUCUUAUA
This is a messenger RNA of Aricia agestis (brown argus), 2202 nucleotides long. RefSeq names its product sec1 family domain-containing protein 2-like. The transcript has 9 exons. The record is from RefSeq and is a predicted model, not a curated record. Bases 170 to 2119 code for a protein of 649 amino acids. Gene Ontology annotation, biological process: vesicle-mediated transport; intracellular protein transport. NCBI's taxonomy places the organism in Eukaryota, Metazoa, Arthropoda, Insecta, Lepidoptera, Lycaenidae.